This is a messenger RNA of Bemisia tabaci, 1258 nucleotides long. Its product is annotated as retinol-binding protein pinta. Gene Ontology annotation, molecular function: phosphatidylinositol bisphosphate binding. Lineage: Eukaryota; Metazoa; Arthropoda; Insecta; Hemiptera; Aleyrodidae. The record is from RefSeq and is a predicted model, not a curated record. Gene Ontology annotation, cellular component: membrane.
CUCGUCAGCACUGUCGGGCACGCGUGAUAGUCGAGAGGAGCGGGUGGAACCAUGGGCAACCCAGAAAUCCCAGACGAAACGCAAGUGGCGGAGAUGGUGCAGAGCCUCGCCGACUGGCUCUCGAAGCAGCCGCACCUUCCGCGCAUCCAGGCGGACAAGGUCCUCCUCGGCAAGUUCCUCGUCAACUGCAAGUACCGCGUCCAGAAGGCCAAGACCAAGAUCGACCAAUACUACUCGUGCCGGACGGCGCAUCCCCAGGUCUACCUCAACCGUGACCCCACCUCGGCCGCCAUCCAGACCAUCUCGAAACUUUGUCCCGUGUUCCCCCUCCCUCGGCGGACCCCCCGCGGGGAGCUGGCCAUCGUGGCCCGCGCCGACCCCAACAUCGCCGACAUCAUCCCCAUGGACUACCUCCGCUACCUUACCAUGGUCUUGGACAUCGUCUUCCUCGAGGAGGAGGCCAAGCUGGACUUCAUCGUCAUCAUCGACUACCGCGGGUUCUCCUUCGCGCACUUCCUCAAGUUGACGACCAUCGCCAGCGUCUGCACCGAGAUCCUCCUCGAGGUCUACCCGGGGCAGUUCAAGGGCGAGCACUGCGUCUACGUCCCCUCGUUCAUCGACAGCGUCGUGGCCCUCUUCAAGAGGAUGGUCAAGCCCAAGCUGAGGGACCGGAUCCACGUCCACAAGGAGCUGGACACUUUCCACGACAUGGUCGGCAAGGACUUCCUCCCGUCCGACCUCGGUGGCAGCGACAAGUCCAUCGAAGAGCUGAACGACAUCUACCGGAAGAAGGUGGAAUCCUACAAGGACUGGUUGAAGAGCCAAGAGGACGUUCGAUCCAAGGAGGAGCUGCGGCAAGCCGCGUCCAAGGACUCCGCGUUCACGGGCGUCGAGGGAUCCUUCCGGAGGCUCAACGUCGACUGACUCGUCACUCGGAGUCCGUCGGCAACACUGUCGUUUCGCUCUCCGUCAUUUAAAUGCAUGCGAAAAAUUCACUUAUCGACGAAGCAUCGCGCCGCUCCUCGUGUCGAUUGUUAUCAUGGAUUUGAAUCGAGGUAAAACGGCAGUGCCAACUUCCGAAAAUAGCCGUUGGUCUUUUCAGCGCGAAAAGCUGAUGAGCAGCCAGCGCACCGUCGUGCACGCCGCAGGACCUGAGGCUCGCCUUACGGAAGUGGAUUAUCGUUUAGGAUCUCACACAGUCCCGCGUUCUAUCCUCGCGGGUUGAUAAUUGAAUCGGUGAGAACGAAAACACACCAAC